AGUACGCGAUAUCGAUAACUCGCCGGACGCUCCGAAAAUGGCGGCGCCCUUUCGCAGGCGCGAAACAAAUCAAACUGAUCGCUUUUCGUACAUAUCGCAGCUAAGAGAACGUCACGUGGAGUCCGCAACAGAGGUUUGCAGGAGCUACGUCCGAUAGAAUAACGCGUGAGAUGCACAACGAAAUCGGUUGAUUGCAACGAUCCUUAUUAAAGAUGUCAUCCGACAAAGAUGCGGAAGUCUGUAUAAAAAUCCGAGAUACACUGGUCUCCAUCACUGAUGUCAUUUCGAAGAUAGAGAAGGAGCUAGACUCGAUCGACGAACUCGUGAAGGAAAACGGACAGUUGCACACAGCUGUCGACACGGCGAAUAAGACGUUGGCUGGUAAGGCUCGCAAGAUGGGACUGAACGUGGCGGAGAUUAUUAGCGAAGGCAGGAGCGCAGACAGGUUAGAACUGGACCUAGUAAGUUCGAUCACAUCCGCGGCGAUCACGGAAAAGUUGUUGCACCACAUGGAUGGUUGAUACAUUUUCCUAUGUCGUAUUAUAUUAUUUACAAUUGCCACAUAUGCUUGGUAUAACAAUAUAUAUAUUUUUGAAUUCCUUUAAUACUACAUAAUCGAUUCUCUGAACUAAUGAAUAAAUAUGAUACACCUUAAUCCUUAUUAUAUAAAAAAGUAUUAAUUAUCAGCCAGCAGAGUAAUAUAUCUUUGUAAACAAGGGUAGAAAAAUAGACUUAAUAUUACGAUGGGUAAUAAUAGCUUUGUGUUGAUAAUGCAAUACUCUGUAAUAUUUAUAAUUUUGAUUCCGUCAGCCAAUUAAACUGUUGUUCCUUA
Molecule: messenger RNA, 832 nt
Organism: Ooceraea biroi (clonal raider ant)
Lineage: Eukaryota; Metazoa; Arthropoda; Insecta; Hymenoptera; Formicidae
Source: RefSeq, a predicted model, not a curated record